AUGUCCGAGCCAAGCUUUCCCGUGCCAACAUCGUUUCAAGUGCCCAAUGAUGGUAGCCAAGAGGAAGAGAAGAAAGCAGGUUACGUCAACUAUGAAGUAGAGCCUGGCUUCACCAUUCGUCUACGUCAGAAUAUCGACCCUGCCAUGGACCCAAAGAAGCUUAGACGCAUAGUUUCGAACCGUGUUUCGGCUCAGAAGUCAAGGUUGAAGAAGCUUCAAUAUCUUGAUGGUCUAGUGCAGAAAGCGAGGGACCUCCAUUGGCAGGUGAGUAUGUUGCGUUCCCAAGUAGAGAUGGUGAGUAUGCAGAAGAGAUGUCUAGAACGUGAGCAAAUGGAGCUUAAGGAGUGUAUUUCUGGCUGGCUUCAACGUUAUAUCUCCACUCAAGGAGAGAUUGAGGCCAACACAGCGGAGAUAGAGAGGCUGAAGAUGAAAAUGGCUCAUAUGAUUUGA
This is a messenger RNA of Eruca vesicaria subsp. sativa (arugula), 450 nucleotides long. NCBI's taxonomy places the organism in Eukaryota, Viridiplantae, Streptophyta, Magnoliopsida, Brassicales, Brassicaceae. The record is from the annotation of a GenBank genome assembly.